This is a messenger RNA of Sardina pilchardus (European sardine), 1987 nucleotides long. Its product is annotated as L-selectin-like. Gene Ontology annotation, molecular function: calcium ion binding. The transcript is spliced from 9 exons. The record is from RefSeq and is a predicted model, not a curated record. NCBI's taxonomy places the organism in Eukaryota, Metazoa, Chordata, Actinopteri, Clupeiformes, Clupeidae. Bases 74 to 1396 code for a protein of 440 amino acids.
AGAGACGAGCAGCGCAACCAGAAGGGGUGACAACAGAGACGCAACUCCAGAGCUGACUGACAGGCCCUUAGUCAUGACUCUACUUCUCAUUACCACACUGCUGCUCUCAGGUCUGGUCAGUCUCUCCUCCUCUGUGCCACAUCAGUUCCAUGUGGUGAAGGAGCAGAAGAACUGGUCAGAAGCUCAGCAGUACUGCAGAGAGAAGUUCACUGACCUCGCCACCAUAGACGACAUGACAGAGAUGGAGAAGGUGAAGAGCAAGAUCCAUGAAGCAGGUGCUGGAGAUGCCUGGAUUGGGCUGAAGAGGGGAGACUGGCAGUGGUCUCUGGCUGACAGGGAUUUCUACAGAGAGAAUGAAGCAGAGUUCAGGAACUGGAAUCCAGGGGGAGACUCCACACAUCCCUAUGUGCUGGUUACUGAUAGUAAGAACUGGACAGAUGCUCAGAGCUACUGCAGAGAGAACCACACAGACCUGGCCAGUGUGAGGAAUCAGGCAGAGAAUGACCAGGUAGAGCAAGUUAGAAGAGCUUUGGGCAGGUCUGCCUAUUUCGGCCUGUUCAGAGCUGCCUGGUCAGAGUGGUCAGAUGGCAGCAGCUCCUCAUUCCGCUACUGGAACUCUGGAGAACCCAAUAAUGUGGGUGUGGUGUGCACUGUAAUUAUGCCCAGUGGUCAGUGGAAAGAUGAAGACUGUGGCCAUCCUAGACCCUUCAUCUGCUAUAGGGAUAUAGAUGAGUGUGCAAGAGACAGCUCUACAUGUGGACCCAAUGCUGCCUGCAGCAACACCCAAGGGAGCUUUAGCUGUGCCUGUAACCAGGGAUACCAGAAGCCUCCUAGAGUGACAAUCACCAACGCUACAAACCCAUGCCAAGAUACAGAUGAGUGUGCAAGAGACAGCUCUACAUGUGGACCCAAUGCUGUCUGCAGCAACACCCAAGGGAGCUUUAGCUGUGCCUGUAACGAGGGAUACCAGAAGCCUCCUGGAGUGACAAUCACCAACGCUACAAACCCAUGCCAAGAUACAGAUGAGUGUGCAAGAGACAGCUCUUUGUGCGGACCCAAUGCUGUCUGCACCAACACCAAGGGGAGCUUUAGCUGUGCCUGUAACGAGGGAUACGAGAAGCCUCCUGGAGUGACAAUUACCAACGCUACAAACCCAUGCCAAGAGCCGGAGGUGAAGAGGCAGAUUGUGAGAGUGAAGUUCCCGGUAGAAUCAGGUGUGGACAUGAACGACCCUGACACGCUGAAGGCCGUCCUAAAGCAGAUGCAGAAAAGACUGGGGUUGCCAGCAGAUGCCAAACUGAGCUGGAAGAAGCAACCAGAUGGAAAGAUCUUCAAGAAGCAGAAGGAGAAGAAGAAAGAAGAGGGGAGGAAGAGGAGGAAGAGAACUGAGCUCUAAACACUCUGCUGUUGUUCAUGUGAUGAAGUGAAUGAUAGGCUUUUCACAGAUCUAUCUUUGGUUUGUCUUCUUUGAUUUCUAUGUUUAAAUUUUUCACUUCUCUUCAGUCUUUUUGGUUGGUGAUUGUUUUGGUGAAACGGAAUUUAGGACUAUUGUUUUUCGGGAAACAUCAUUGUAAUUGUUUGAAAAUGUUUGUUGCUAAAGUUAAAAAAGCGAAAACGUGGACAAUCUCAUAGCUUACAAUUAAAAUACUUUUAGUCAUAUAACUGCUUAAAUCCAGCUUGCUCUUAAACAAAUAAAAAUGUGCGAAUGCUGCAAACAUAAGAUAACCAGUGUGAAACAACUUAGACUUAAAAUGUUUUUGCUUAGACUUAGAGGUUUGUAAGUAUAAAAAAUUUUUUGCUGAUAAAACAUAAAGUGUGUUUGCUUAUAUUUAAAAUAUUUGUGUUAGAUUUAAAGUGUGAUGAUAAAUGAAAUGUGAUUAGAACAGGCUGUACCAGAUUCUUUGUACUUAAUAAAAGUCAAAACCCUAACCCUUGGUUAGCUCAUAACAAGACAGGAUAAGAACAAGCCAAGGCAUUUUCAACCAGU